ACCUAUUGUGAAUUAAAGAAAUUAUCAAAACAUAAAGCGAUGAGUCAUUGUCAAUAAGCUUAGUACUUUGCAAGACCGCGGUUUGUGGAAUAAUUCCAUUAGACAAAAAUUACAAGAAUGGACGGAGUUGUGGAAUUAAGUCAUUUAUGGAUAGGAAAUCUUAAACCCUUCAUGUCAAAAGAAUAUCUACAAGAGUUAUUUACUGGUAUGGGUUUCCCGUUACUUGAUGUGGUUGUUAUAACAAACAGAGUACUCGGCGAGCCACUUUAUGGUUUCCUUCAAUUCAAAACUGUGAAGGAUGCUCAAACUAUUUUGUACGAAUAUGAUAACAAGCCAAUUCCUGGCGUUAAACCAGUAACUAAAUUUUUCUUGAAUGUUUGUGGCAGUGUUGUAGAAGAUCGAAGACCAUAUUUUGGAAUAUGGAUGGGUAAUCUUAGAAGUGAAAUUAAAGAAUGCGAUAUAGAAGAGCUAUUUGUCGAAAAACAACUAAAUUUAAAGCGCUUUUAUUUAGUAAAGAAUAAUUGUGGUAUAUCAAAAUGUUACGGCUUUGCUGAAUUUGAUAAUCAACAAGAUAAGCAGCAAGCUAUUAGUGUCAUAAAAGGUUACAUUGGAUUUGGUCGAGAUGGCAUGCCUUUAGUUAUACGUAACGCGGCAGGGGCAAUGCAACAAGUAUCUUCUCAACCAAAUAUAACAUUUUUCACUUUACGAUUAAGAAAUGUUUUGGGACGAACAAAGGAACAAGACCUGGAUGAUUUCUUCUCUAAGAGGUUUGCUUCAUACGUAGGCGCAAAAUUACCGCGUUCGGAGCAUAAUACUCCAAAAGAAUUGGCUUUUAUACGUUUUAAAGAUAAAAGCGAUUUAAACGCUGCUUAUCAAAUGUUAAAGGAAACUCCACGAUUUGGUAAUAAAAACGGACUAAAGCUCAAAAUAGUAGACAACACGCCAAUGGAACUGCAAACUAAUAAGUUAACAUUAAAAAGUCAAGAAAAAGGAAUACAAAUUUUAAUAAAAGAAUUGAAAAAAGUUCUUGCUGAGGAAGAAGUUGAAGAGAAAGGUAGUGAUAAAGAAUAGUAUUUUACUGACAACACUCCAAACUAAAUAAUAAUUUAACACAAAAGUUAUAUAUUAAAUAACAUGUGAUAUAAAUAUAAAAGACAA
Molecule: messenger RNA, 1158 nt
Organism: Teleopsis dalmanni
Lineage: Eukaryota; Metazoa; Arthropoda; Insecta; Diptera; Diopsidae
Product: tRNA selenocysteine 1-associated protein 1-like
Biological process (GO): selenocysteine incorporation
Cellular component (GO): nucleus
Molecular function (GO): tRNA binding
Source: RefSeq, a predicted model, not a curated record